AUGGAGGUGACUUCUGUGCUUCUCGUCCAGGGGUGUAACCCCUGGCAGAGGCUUCUGCUUACAGCCUCCCUUUUAGCCUGCUGGCACCUGUUCUCCACUGCCAAGGUCACCAUUGAAUUAGUGCCACCCCAAGUGGUUGAAGGAGAAGAUGUCCUUUUUCUUGUCCGGAAUCUGCCAGAGAAUACUAAAGCAUUUGCCUGGUUUAAAGGGAGGACAUAUUCGGGCCUUCAAAUUGCACACUAUAUCCUCAACGCUGAUGUCAGUGUGACAGGGCCUGUACACAGUGGAAGAGAGACAUUGUACAGCAACGGAUCCAUGUUGUUGCACAAUGUCACCCAGAAGGACACAGAAUACUACACCCUACAAACCUUUAAUAGACAUGCAGAAACUGUAUCAACAACGAUCACAUUCCUCCACGUGAACCUCUUCCUUUGGAACUGUGGGCGCUUUGUUACCUCUUCCCAGCCCAGUAUUGAAUCACUGCCCUCCAUCGUUGCUGAAGGGCAACAAGUUAUUCUACAUGUUCAUAAUAUCCCAGAGAAUCUUCAAGGCUUUGCAUGGUUCAAAGGGAUGACGGUGUUCAGGCACCUUGAGAUUGGCCGAUACAUAAUAGGCAGGAAUUCCAGUGUGUUUGGGCCUGCGUACAGUGGUAGAGAGAAACUGUACAGUGAUGGAACCCUGCUGAUUGAAAACGUCACUCAGAAGGAUGCCGGAUUGUACACCCUACGAGUUCUGGGUACGGAUAUGAAGAGUGAGGAAGCACAUGUAGAAAUCCAAGUUGCUGCAUCCCUCUCCCCGGGUUGUAAAGCUCUCGCCUCUUCCAGACUCAGCAUUAAACCCAUGCCACAGCACGCUGCCGAAGGGGAAAGUGUUCUUCUCCUCGUUCAACAUCGGCCAGAAGAUCUGUUAACCUUUACGUGGUACAACUCCAUGUACAGGGUCCCAGCCUUUAAAAUUGUGGAGUACCACGUAAUCUGGAAUAUGACCGCCUGGGAGAAUGACUAUGGCAGAAGAGGGGUGGUGUAUGCUAAUGGAUCCCUGCUGCUCCAGAACGUCACUGAGGAAGACACAGCCAUGUACACACUAGAAACUUUAAGCUUAAACAAAACAGUUGAAAGAGCACGUGUGCAGUUUUAUGUAAACAAGCCUGUGACAGAGCCCUUCGUGCAAAUCACUAACACCACAGCCAAAACACACAGAUCUGUGACCUUCACCUGUGUUUCACCAGACACUGGAGUCUCCAUUCAUUGGUUGUUCGAUAACCACACUCUUCCAGUCACAGAGAGGAUCACGCUGUCCCCAACAAAGUGUGGACUCAGAAUUGAUGAUGUCAGAAGCGAAGAUGCUGGAGAGUACCAAUGUGUGGUCACCAACCGAGCUGGUGAUGCAAAGGCCAGUCAGCCUGUCAGGUGGCCAUGA
Messenger RNA from Apodemus sylvaticus (European woodmouse), 1419 nucleotides. RefSeq names its product pregnancy-specific glycoprotein 22-like. The record is from RefSeq and is a predicted model, not a curated record. The coding region runs from base 1 to 1419 and encodes 472 amino acids. Lineage: Eukaryota; Metazoa; Chordata; Mammalia; Rodentia; Muridae. The transcript has 5 exons. Gene Ontology annotation, molecular function: protein tyrosine kinase binding. Gene Ontology annotation, cellular component: plasma membrane; cell surface. Gene Ontology annotation, biological process: regulation of immune system process; signal transduction.